Messenger RNA from Pteronotus mesoamericanus, 3104 nucleotides. RefSeq names its product threonyl-tRNA synthetase 3 (gene TARS3). Gene Ontology annotation, cellular component: cytoplasm. The record is from RefSeq and is a predicted model, not a curated record. Gene Ontology annotation, molecular function: threonine-tRNA ligase activity; ATP binding. The transcript has 19 exons. Gene Ontology annotation, biological process: threonyl-tRNA aminoacylation. Bases 105 to 2555 code for a protein of 816 amino acids. NCBI's taxonomy places the organism in Eukaryota, Metazoa, Chordata, Mammalia, Chiroptera, Mormoopidae.
CGCAGCUCCGCAGUGCGUGUCCAGUUGCUGCCUAGACCGUACGCGCGGCCGCCGCCACUACCUACCGUCAAGCGCAGCGUCGCUUGCCGAGGAAAGCGGGUGCCAUGGCGUCUGAGGCCCUGGCCGCGGAGGCGGUGGUUUCGCGCCUGCAGCGGCAGGAGGAGGACAUCACCUGGCUGUGGGCAGAGGUCCUGCGCCUGAGGGAAGAGCUGACGAACGCGCCCGACCGGUGCGAGGCGGAGGGGCCAUGCCUCACGCGGGAGGUGGCGCAGCUCCGGGCCGAGAACCGCGACCUGCGCUACCGCCUGCACCGCCUGCGGGUGUGCCUCACCGAGGAGCUGAGCCACCGGGAGAAGCUGGAGAGGGCGGCAGCGGCGGCGGCGGCGGCGGCGGCGCCGGCAGCGCAGGAGGAGGCUGGGCGCGCGGCUCCUGGCGAGCAGCCUCCGUCUAGUCAAAGCCAAGAGAAGGACAUUAAAAAGAAGAAGAAGAAGGAGGAGAAGGAGCCUGACAGUGAGCUGAAAAAUCAACCACAUUUCAUGAAGGAUCGAUGGAAGUUUUUUGAAUCGUUGGAGAAGGAUCAUCGGGUGUUGUUUGCCAUUUGUGAAAAAAGGGGGAAUGCAACCAAUGUGAUCAAAGUAAAAGUGGCUGAUGGGAAAACAGUGGAAGGGGAAGUUUGGAAAACAACACCUUACCAAGUGGCUGCUGAUAUUAGUCAAGAACUGGCUGAAAACACAGUAAUAGCCAAAGUCAAUGGUGAAUUAUGGGACUUGGACCGUCCACUGGAAGGGGAUUCCACUCUAGAGCUGCUGACGUUUGAUAAUGAGGAAGCUCAAGCUGUGUAUUGGCACUCCAGUGCCCACGUCCUCGGGGAGGCCAUGGAGCUCUACUACGGAGGCCUCUUGGGUUACGGUCCGCCCACCGAGAAUGGCUUUUAUUACGACAUGUUCAUUGAAGACGGAGUCGUGUCCAGCACGGAGCUUUCGGCGCUGGAGACCAUCUGUAAGGCGAUCAUCAAGGAAGAGCAGCCCUUUGAAAGGCUGGAAGUCAGCAAGGAUGUCCUCCUGGAAAUGUUCAAGUACAAUAAAUUUAAAUGCCGCAUUUUGAAUGAGAAGGUUCACACUCCAACUACCACCAUUUACAGGUGCGGUUCACUAGUUGACCUUUGUAAAGGCCCCCACGUAAGGCACACUGGGAAAAUUAAAGCCAUAAAAAUUUUCAAGAAUUCCUCGAUGUACUGGGAGGGCAAUCCUGAAAUGGAAACCCUGCAGAGGGUCUAUGGGAUCUCCUUUCCCGAUGACAAGAGGAUGGAAACCUGGGAAAAGUCCCAAGAGGAAGCCCGGAGCCGAGAUCACAGGAAAAUCGGGAAGGAUCAAGAGCUUUUCUUUUUCCACGACCUGAGUCCCGGAAGCUGUUUUUUCCUGCCCAGGGGAGCCUUCAUUUAUAAUACACUUAUGGAUUUCAUACGGGAGGAAUAUCACCAGCGCAACUUCACAGAAGUGCUGUCUCCCAACGUGUACAACAGUAAACUCUGGGAAGCCUCGGGCCACCGGCAGCAUCACAGCGAGAGCAUGUUCUCCUUCGACGUGGAGAAAGACACUUUUGCCCUGAAGCCCAUGAACUGCCCGGGGCACUGUCUAAUGUUUGCCCAUCGUCCGCGGUCUUGGAGGGAAAUGCCUAUUAGAUUUGCCGAUUUCGGAGUCCUUCAUCGAAAUGAACUGUCGGGGACUCUAAGUGGCUUGACCCGAGUUAGACGCUUUCAGCAGGAUGAUGCGCACAUCUUUUGCACGGUGGAGCAGAUCGAAGAAGAAAUAAAGGGCUGUUUGCAGUUUUUGCAAUCUGUGUACUCCACGUUUGGAUUCUCCUUUCAAUUAAACUUGUCCACCAGGCCCGAAAACUUCUUAGGAGAGAUUGCAUUAUGGGAUGAAGCUGAAAAGCAACUGCAGAAGAGUUUGAUGGACUUUGGAAAACCGUGGAAGAUGAACCUCGGAGACGGAGCCUUUUAUGGCCCUAAAAUUGAUAUAAAAAUCAAGGACGCUCUUGGCAGAUCCCACCAGUGCGCUACCAUCCAGCUUGACUUCCAACUGCCUAUUAGAUUUAAUCUCACAUACGUUAGCAAGGAUGGGGACGAUAAGAAACACCCUGUGAUCAUUCAUCGAGCCAUUUUGGGGUCCGUGGAAAGAAUGAUAGCCAUUCUGUCAGAAAACUACGGGGGGAAAUGGCCUUUCUGGCUGUCCCCUCGUCAAGUAAUGGUCAUCCCUGUGGGACCAACUUGUGAAAACUACGCACUUCAGGUAUCCAGUGCCUUUUUCGAAGAAGGAUUCACGGCCGACGUUGAUUUAGAUCACAGUUGUACACUAAACAAGAAAAUCCGAAAUGCACAGCUGGCUCAGUAUAAUUUUAUUUUGGUGGUUGGAGAAAAGGAGAAAGCAAAUAACGCUGUCAAUGUUCGAACAAGGGGCAACAAAAUUCAUGGAGAGAUUUCACUAACUUCUACCAUUGAUAAAUUGAAGAAUCUCAAGAAGUCACGUACACUAAAUGCUGAGGAAGAAUUUUGAAGUCCUUCCUUGUACUCUCCUGUGCGACCCUGUUCUGAACCCCCCAAAAUGCUUUUUUUCUUAACCACUGUUAGUGCUGCUUCUGAAAACUGUGGACCCACUGAGGGUUCCCCUGUUGGGCGCAGUGGGAGAGGAGACAAUGAAUGAGUAGCUGAUGGGGACAAAGUUUAAUCACUAAGUGUCCGAGGACAAUAAGAGGACAAGCCUGGGAAGUUUUUAAUUUCCCACAUGUCUUGAGAGACUUAAAUGGGAAAAGGUUAUUCAUUGAAAAAGGUAAAUACCAGGAAAUGAGGAUUAUGAGAUGUUGCUAAGAUGUGUGCUUUUCAAAGGAUAGAUUUCAAAUAAAAGUCUGCAAAGCUUUCUGGAAUGUGCCAGAGAAUCUUAUUUCCUAAUAACAUUAUGUUCUCAGUUGUUUUACUAAACUUCACCCUGAAACUUUAUCUCCAAAAUUGGAAUCAUUACUUAAUUUGUUUUAACUAACCAAGAACCGCAAGUGAAGAAGCUCUACUCAAUAUUCGAUUAUUGACAAAGGACUCAACGCAUAUUCAG